UACAAGUUUUAAAAAGUGAUUAAAUAACCAGGAAUAAAAUUAAAUAUAAUUUGAAAACUACCUUCUAAAUUUUAAAUAGCCGCGCAAAAAUAUAGUGUAAUAACAAAACGCUAAAUAACCUCGUGCUUGGCUGUCAAUCCUUUCAAAAAGAGUCAACGCUAGUCCCUUGCAGUUAGUCGUUCAUCAUUGCUCACGCUUUGUGCUGCACCUCCGUAGAGGAAACAAUUGAAGAAGAGUCGGCAAACGUGCGCGCCAAACUCUUUCAAAAGCAUAUAGAAAAGUAUCUGCAACUGCAAAAGCAGGAAGCAGACAAAGAAAAACAAGGCACUACAAAAGGCAUUCUUAAUUUGCGCGUAUCCUUGUCAUCACAUCAGGGAUUUCAAUCUACUUCAACUUCCUUAACAAUAUUAACCGAUAAGCAGAGGUAUUUAGUCAAAAGAACGACGGGUAUUAUAACUGGUAAUACGAUUGCUACCAACUCUACAACGGCUUCUUUGUGCUCAUUCAAAAUUUCCGCUACAUCGCCUAAAUCUAAACGCAAGACGUCGAAUAAAGACAAGAAAAUGCCGCGACGCAACAAGAAAGGUGGCAAAGGCCGCAACGGUGACUCCAACUCUGAGGACGAGUCCUUCAACGAUAAUGCCAGCGUGUAUUCUUACGUUUCUGAGAAUGCACCCUCAUCCAUAAACGAUAUGGAUGAGCUUUCAUCCAAUGAACGUUACGAGGAAAAAUUCAUGCAAGCGCUCGAAAAUGCCACUGAAAAGUCUGCACAGACACGCACUACAGCUUUGCAGAAUAUCUGUGAAAUUCUCAUGCAUCGCUAUAUGCCCGAUUUCGUAGACGAUCGCAAGGUGACUUUGAUCGAUUGCAUUGAAAAGUCCAUACGACGUGGCAAAGGUGCCGAACAAUCGGGCGCUGCACGUCUAGCACCGUUAGUGGUGCUACAAUUGGGCGGUGAUGUGGAGAUCUCAAAAGAAUUGAACCAGUGUCUGCUGACCACCGUACAAGACAAGGCUGUCUCAUUCGAUGCCCGUGCCAAAUGCUGCACCGCCUUGGGUCUAUUGAAUUUCCUCGGUGGCGAGGAUAUUGGCGAUCUUAUCACUUUAAUGCAAUUUUUCGAAGGCAUUUUCAGCGCCAGCUAUUUGCGUGGUGAUGAAAAAUCGCCAGUAUCGGUGAAUGCCGAGGCAGGCACAUUACACGCCGAAGCACUGUCCGCUUGGGGCUUACUGCUGACACUCAUACCGUCGGGUGACUUUGUCUCACUCAUGACCAAUGGACAGCCAAUGUUGCCCUCGGUGAAAAAAUUGAUGGGUCUAUUGCAGUCGCCACAUUUGGAUGUGCGCAUAGCAGCUGGUGAGACCUUAGCACUAAUACUCGAGUGCGGUCGCGCACAUGAUAAAGACUUCUUGGAAGAGUAUCUCGGCGAUUUGAUCGAUGCUGUUAAAAAGUUAGCCACUGAUUCACAUAAAUAUCGCGCCAAACGUGAUCGCAAAGCUCAACGCGCUACAUUCCGUGAUGUGCUGCACUAUUUGGAGGAGGAUACAUCACCCGAAAUCAACAUUCGCUUUGGCACUGAGUGCCUGGUUUUGGAUUCCUGGGCCGUACAUCAUCAAUAUUCAGCGCUAUGCACCAUUAUGGGUCCAGGCAUGACAUCACAGUUGCAAGAGAACGAUUUCAUACGCGAGAUCUUUCAACUUGGUCCUAAACUUGUCGAUGAUGGACACGCUAAAACCAAACAAUCCAAACUGGAGCGCCACUUAUUAAACGCCGCCGCCUUCAAGGCACGCACAAUAACGCGUGGCAAAAAUCGCGACAAACGCUGCAGUUAUAAUUAUUAGGCACACAGCUAAUUGUUAGAGUAUAGAAAAAGAGAACGCUUAAACUAAGUUAAAAAAGAAAGAAAAACGAAACAUAUUUUGGAGAACACAUACAACUGGCGGCGCGCCGUGUAGCGACCAGAAGUUUGGUUCAACUGUGGCGCAUGCGUAGGAUGACACAUGAAUGUGCAGUUUGCUGACCAAUUAGUUGCUGCUCCCAACAUGCAGCAGGCGUAAAACGUAUGCGCUAAAGCGUCGGCAGCUAGAAAACUUGCAUUUUUCUAACUUGCUGUUGCUUAACGUAUUGUAUUUAACGCUAUUGCGUGCUCUAGCAGCGCUCAUUCCUCAGUUGGUGUACGCAUGCGCGUCACUUUUUGCGCCAUUUGAAUUUCAUUGACGGUCAAACUGACGGACGCUUUGCUGAAUUUUCGUGUACAUUUCAUUUGCGCUCAAUUUUUACCUCCCCCCAGACCCCCUAUGGAUUUAUUGCAACGAAUUCGUGUACACAAGAUUUAUGCAAAUCUUACAAUUAACUUAAAUUUAUGUAGCAAUUUUAUGAUAUGAAACUGUAUU
Bactrocera tryoni is the source of this 2390-nucleotide messenger RNA. RefSeq names its product interferon-related developmental regulator 2 (gene Ifrd1). The transcript has 5 exons. Bases 564 to 1838 code for a protein of 424 amino acids. NCBI's taxonomy places the organism in Eukaryota, Metazoa, Arthropoda, Insecta, Diptera, Tephritidae. The record is from RefSeq and is a predicted model, not a curated record.